Molecule: messenger RNA, 5199 nt
Organism: Suillus subaureus
Lineage: Eukaryota; Fungi; Basidiomycota; Agaricomycetes; Boletales; Suillaceae
Exons: 21
Coding region: 1-5199 (1732 amino acids)
Biological process (GO): ribosome-associated ubiquitin-dependent protein catabolic process; rescue of stalled cytosolic ribosome
Cellular component (GO): cytosol; RQC complex
Molecular function (GO): ubiquitin protein ligase activity; zinc ion binding; ribosomal large subunit binding
Source: RefSeq, a predicted model, not a curated record
AUGCCGAAAAACACGAAGUCCUCAGCGACUUCGGGUACGCGGAAGAAGAAUGCUCGCAAGGCAGCUGCAGGUGUACCCCCUCUGGAAAAGAAACAGAAAGGACAGAAAAAAGAGCCGCGGAAGAAGGUCUACAUUCCUCCCUCUAAGCCGGCCCCACCGCAGCCAGAUCCAUUGGAUACUCUCGGCCUUAUACAUAGACUUCCUCCGGAACUUAAGGAUCCAGUCACGAAGGGACGGGCUCUGGAAGAGCUUCAAUCAAAAUGGAUCGAUGAAAGCUCAAGGAAGGGAGAUGAGAGCAUGGAAUGCGAUGCACUCGUCACGAUGCUACCGGUUUGGUUUCAUAGGGCUCCUGUAUUCUUCACACAUGCUGUCCGCCGGAUCCGCCUCUUGGCCGCUGCACUCCAUUUCUCGUAUCUACGGAUCCCAGCUGUCCGGGAUGCCGCUAUCUUCUUUUUGAGAGAUACUGCAACAUCUGAGCAAAUUGAAGCUCUUAUGGGUACAUGGUGCAUGCUCGCCCACGACGUUGACCGUCAGGUAUAUCUGCUGGGACAGAAGUCCUGGUCUAGUGUCACCUCUCCAGGUGUAGACGGAGAAACACUAGUGAAUUUCGAAAUGCUGGCCUCUAUCAUGGAAUUUCUCCAAAGAAUUCUUUUGGAUCCUUCAGGAGUUCAUCUUUACCUCAAUCCUGCUGCACCUGUUGCACCUCCCACUCCGGGCAUCAAGAAGCCCGGCGGAAGAUUUAUUCCGGCAGCCCCUAGGGAAGAACUAGAAUCUAACAAGGCAGAUGAAGAGAGUGAUCUUGAUAGGAAUGCUCGGCUUCGUUUUGGUGCACUGAGCGCUUUCCGCUGGCUCUUUGACGCUCGCCUUGCCUCAAAGAUUACGUCUCUAGAUGAUCUAUCUAGGUUGCUAUCUAACCCACUGUUCUGGACGUCGUUGUAUUGUGGUGAGCAUGCGCCUUGGAUUCCGGACCCUGAAAUCCACGGUCUUGGGCAUGGGCAACCUCAAGUACGUCAGGCCACGUGGGCACUAUUGUCUGUGUUGCUACAACGUUACAAAGGCGCGAUUGAGCCACUUAUUCCCAUACUGAGCGUCGUUUUACUUCGUUCUGCAUGGGUCGAGACGGACUCAGGGGUUAGAAAUGUUUUGUUCCAGCCGGUCUUAAUUUUCCUCAAAGAGUUCCCAAACGCGUGGAUUCUUGAAGGGGCGUAUGACGCAGAUAAACACGAGGACGGUGAUGAUUCGGAUUCGGAUAGCGAGGAACUUGAGACUAAAACAUCUUCCACUCGCAAGGAAUAUUCUUCUGAGGCAUACCGCGAGUUUCUUCAAUUCCUUGAACUUGGAUGUGCUGGAUCACCCGUCGAUGGGUAUCCUACGGUCCUUGUUGUUUUAUCAACAAUUCCCUCCUCCGUGAUCGCCGCUUCCUCCAGGACAGGGAUGCCCCUCGACGAUUUCUUCACUUCGUUCUGGGCAGCGAUCAACGGCCAUGCUCUGAGUUCUUUAGAGAGAAAGGUGCCUUCUGCCUCAUUCCUUUCGUCUCUCCUGGAAUGUUUGGUGUUCUUCUUGAGAAGAUUAUUGAGUGGAUCUCAGUACCACGGAGCGUUAUCUGGGUCUGUCUCAGAUAGCCUGGUGCCAAAUAACACGCGUCUACAAGACGUGGCAAAUGAGCUUGUCAGAGCUCAAUUCACGCGCGUUUGGGAAGAGCUUAAAGCAAGGCACCUAAGAACUGACGAGAAUGAUGUGGGGAAGUUGAUGGUCAGUUCCUUACUAUCUCUGCAUCGCAUGAAUAUUGAUCUUUUCACAACUGCCUGGGAUACCGUCUCAAGUGCGGUUCUUUCUCAAGGAGACGAGAAUCUCUCUCUUACACCUACAGUGCUCCGGAUUUUCGUGGACACUUUUGAAACGAAAGACCUUCCUGCAGAGGUUACACGCACUCUCAUAAGCAAGUAUGUGCAGGAAACUGUUGGAAAGUGCGAGACGGUCCUUGCCUCUGAUGCGACCAGUGCUAGAGUUUUGAGGAACAUCAGCGUAGUGAUCACGCUCAUGGAAACAUUUGGAUCUCAUCUAUUCCGGCACACCGACUUCGCUGUGAGAGUGGAUAACAUGUUUGUUAACAAUGCGCUCCGCAUUCUGCAAGCUUCUCCUCAGGCAAUAUCUGCGUUCAUGUCUCGUCGGAAUGACGAAGAUAUUUGUGUGGAGCUAUGGCAUGUUUUACUGGUGGAUGUUUCCCAACAGAUCGACAUGCUGUCGUCACUGCUGGACGUGAUUGGCGCCGACAUAUGUCCCAAAUAUUUACGGCCCGAGGACGGCGACGAUUUGGUAAAGAGGCUUAUUCAGGCACAAAACUUUUUCCUCUCCGAAAACGGGCAAGAUAUUCUGUUCCAGACGCUCGUAUCGUCGUUGUCGUCCACUGUAGACGAUAUUCUGUACACAACGAAUGCGCUGUGCACUAAGCUAGCCACUGUGAUAGAGUUCACACGCAUCAUGCUCAGCAAGAACUAUGAACUUACCAGUGACUCGCUGGCAUUUGUUCUCCCAAAUGUUUUCAUCAUAGGAUAUCUACUACCAGUAAUGUUUUCCACAUUGGAAACACCUACAAUCGAUACCGCACGAGGGAUUUGGAAUCUCUGGGUUUCGAAGGCAGAUAUUGCACUACAGGGCGUCCUGAGCGGAAUGAUUAAAGAGAAGUUGAAAGAGCUUCUUCAAGAUUGCUCUACCUACACUCGACCAGAAGAUAUUCUAACCCUUUCAGGUCACAAGCUGAAAGGCAUUGAUAUCACCCCGCUUCCAGACAUCUUCCCUACACCAGGCGAAUUCGACACAAUGAUUAGCUCACUUCCGUCAGAUCCACCAGACCCUAGUCUUGCAUUCGUCGAGUCCAUUAUCCCAGCCAUCUCGGAGUUCGAUAACCCAACCAUCUCUGGCCUGAAAUUCGAUUCAAGGGGCUAUUCACCAUACAUCAGGGCUACAUCUGCUCUUCUGGCAUAUUUGGGUGACAACCGGAGCAUCGCUAAGGAGAAUAUGUGGGCACUUCGGCACAUAUUGAUACUUGCUCAAUACGCGAAUGAUGCUCUACGUGUCCCCGCAACUCCAAGUGGAUUAUUUGGGCCAGAUGUAUCGUGGUCAGAACUGCGCAGACUGCUAGGGAAGGUUCAUCAACUGUCCACUUACCUCCUGUCUACAGGCGACGAUGGUCUUCACAGUCAAGUUGUCAGCGCUUGCAUUUCGGCUCGCGCGACAACUUCAUCAGAUGCUUUGGUGUCUUUUGUCGUGGACGUUGUCAAUCACGCCAGAAGGGAAGAUGCUGUCAGAGAUGCGCUAGUAUUGCGCUCGGUGUUGAAGCACCUAUUUGCGAGCGCUAGCAAAACAGAUUCUGAACAAUGGUUGAAUCUAGCACGUAGGCUGGAAAAGACAGCGCCCCAAACCACCGUGGCCAUCCUCGCUAGCAUCACUGAAUUUGCUCCAGAACCAUUAAGAAUGGACCGUUACCGGAACGAGAUUGCCUCGGAUGUUCUCGGAGUGCCUGCUAGUAGAGCAAACACGACAGGAGUCGUCUUGCUUCGUCGUCUUGCAGCGACAGCCCCUGAUCCUGAGUCCGAUGUGGUGUUCUUGCCACAGCAGCGCGCUGUCAAUGUCGUGAAGACCUGUCAAGCUUGGGUUUCUUCUGACGAUGAUAUCGAUGAAGAUGUGGAGAAUAUGAUGCCACUUUUGUUCAUCCAUUUGUCCCCGAUUUUGCAGAACGUUGCUGGGAAUCAUUGGGAAUUUAUCUUUGAUGUGGUUGAGAACAACUUGGAGAAUUGUUCUUUUGCCGACAGCGCAACACUGACGAUGCUAGGGAGAUCGUUCCGCCUUAUCCUCGCUAUUCAAGAUCUAGUCCUUACCAACAAGCCCCUGCGUGCAAGCUGGGACGGGAAGAAAGAAUCUAUUUUGGUGCUUGUUAAGAAUUUGGUAUCCACGAAGCUUGGUCAGUCGCAACUCAGACCAGUAGAGCAUGACGCUGAAGUUGUCACAGAUGGUGCCGAUCGUUCUGAACCACGUUCUCUGUGCAGGGAACUAGCGCUUGCGAUGUGUCACCUCCUCACCGACCCUUCCUAUGAAGUUCAGCGCAUGGGGUACAGCCUUCUGCACAAAGCAGCUCGAAAGCGGACCGAAUAUUUUGUCAUCGAGUCUGCUGUUGAGACAGAGGACACUGUCGGCGCUGAACUACCUGCUGAACUUCUCACGAUUUUGCAAUCGAAUCUCACGUCAGCAGAGGGAUUUUAUGAUUCUGAAUCAGACAAUGUCAAGAUCGAUUUGUCGGAACUAUACAAAGUUUCUGGUUAUCUACUAGCAUGGAUGAUUAUGUUCGAUUUAUUCAUCGAUGCUUCUAUCAAAGUUAGGUCACAGUACUUCAAUCAGAUGAGGAGCCUUGGUAUCAUGGGAGACUUCUUCAUUCCUAAUGUUUUCGAUGUCCUUGGCCUGUUCAGUGGAAAGAAGAAGGCAUUCAAACUUGAUAUUUGGGCAGUCGACGACUUUUUCAUUGACCACUUUGAGCCCGAGAGCAUCCUCGGCAUACGACUCCUAGCCGCUCAUAUAUAUCAUCGAGCGCUUCUGACAGUCCCAGCAUUAAUACGAGCCUGGAUCUCAGACUGUUCAGACAGACAGCUAUUAUCGCGCGUGGUGGACUACACUGCUUCAUACUUCUCACCAGGCAUUAUCAGAGCCGAGCUUGCGCAAGUGCGGCAGGCUGAUCCAUCGUCAGAGCUACACACAACGGAGAAUCUCGUCGUCAAAGUGUCACCGAGCGCUGGAGAGGUCACAGCCUCUUACACAGUCGAUGAUCAAGUGCUGGAAUUGUCUCUGAGAUUGCCAAACGACUGGCCAUUGCACCGACUUGACAUCCGUGAUACAAAGAUGGUCGGGGUAUCUGAGGAUAAAUGGAGAGCUUGGGUGCUGGGAGUACAACAAAUUGUUUGGCAACAGUCAUACGCAGAACGGUCGAUCGUCGACGGCCUAACUUUAUUCACGAAAAAUGUGACCCUUCACUUCGCUGGUCAAGUGGAGUGUGCAAUCUGUUACUCGAUUAUCAGUGUCAUGGAUAGCAGUCUUCCACAGAAACCUUGCAAGACCUGCAAGAACCGUUUCCAUGCAAGUUGCUUGUACAAAUGGUUCAAAAGCAGUCAUUCAUCAAGCUGCCCGCUUUGUCGGUCUGACAUGCUGUGA